Coturnix japonica (Japanese quail) is the source of this 2388-nucleotide messenger RNA. The record is from RefSeq and is a predicted model, not a curated record. Lineage: Eukaryota; Metazoa; Chordata; Aves; Galliformes; Phasianidae.
GAGGAUUCCUCCUGUGCGGGCGGGGCCCGGGGCAGCGGCAGCUCCGUUCGCCCUCUGCCAAGGGCGGGUGGAGCACCUCGCGCUCCGAACGGCGCUGGCAGCCGCGGGACCCCCUCUCCGCCUCCCUCCCCCCGCCGCGCCGUGGGGGCCUCAGAGACGGGCUGGGCCCCGGCGAGGCGGGAGCGGAGGAACGGCGCGUCCGAGUGCUGCCGAACCGAGUUCAGACAGGGGGUGUCGGAGGACCCCCGACAGCAGACGGGGACAGGGUCCCGCGCUGGGAGCGUUCGUGGUCCAGCGGGAGAAUCGGUCUGGCCAAUGGCAGCCAGAGCACCGUCACUGGCUGAUGGCACGACGCCCGCCCUUCCUAGCAGCUCCGCUCCGGGAGACAAGCGGUGCGGGGGGCACGAUGACCUCUGUAUUUUUAGCCGCAGGCCAAGGAGCAGGUCCUGUUACUUAUCUGCAUCUCGGGCUUGUUCACUCCAUCUCUCCAAGGCUUUCGGGAAAGGGCUGCUACCCUUCCCUGGCCAUGCUGGGAGUCCUGGCAUCCUGCACUGCUGGCAGAGAGCAAGGAGCUGUGUGAUGAUGGGGAUGUCCCUGGGCUAUGCCUGGGCACCCCAACUCAGCGCCUCCCCAGCAGGGCUAUCCCACCCCUCUCUGGCUGCCAGUGAGGCAACUGACUGUGCUGACCAUGGUGUGGGGAUCUGCUGCUGCUGUAGCUGCUCUGGCAUCUCUGCAAGCCAUCCUGCUCAGCACUCUCCCACUCCGUGCUGGGACACCGGGUCACAGCCCAGAGGCCAAUGUGCCACCCUUUCCCCACCAGCUUAUUGCUUACUUUUCCCUGCAGGUGGGAGCAGCUGUGAUAGCUUUCCCCCUUGCCUCACCUUGUCUCUGCACAGACAACCUCUGGAGUGACCACAGCCUGGACACGGACCCUGACCUUCCUCCUGGCUGGAGAAAAAUCCAUGACUCUCAGGGCACCUACUACUGGCACGUGCCCACGGGCACAACACAGUGGCAGCACCCCACUCGUUCUACCAGUCCAGGAGGGUGCCUGGAGGCUGAUGGAGAGGAGAUGCUCCAGGAAACGGACUGCCAGGCCCCUGUUGUGAAGCACACAUCAAAAUCCAGGCCUGUUCCCAGCCCCAUGGCCUCGCUGACCAGGAGGGCCUCGCUGACAUGGCAGGGAGAUGACUUCCAACAGUGUGGCGCAGAGCCCAGCUCCAAGUGCUUUGCUGUGCGUUCUCUGGGCUGGGUGGAGAUCCCCGAGGAGGACCUAGCACCCGGCAAGAGCAGCAUUGCUGUCAACAACUGCAUCCAGCAGCUCUCCAACAGCCAAGGCUCUGCAGACAGCAGGGGAGAGGGCCAGGACCUGGUGAUGAUCCUGAAGAAGGACACCAUGAGCCUGGUGGACCCUCUGGACCACAGCCUCAUCCACUGCCAGCACAUCCUCAACAUCCGCGUCUGGGGCGUCGGCUGCAACAAGGGCAGGGACAGGGACUUCGCCUUCGUGGCGCGGGACCAGCUGACCAGCGUGCUCAAGUGCCACGUCUUCCGCUGCAACGUGCCCGCCAAGGGCAUCGCCAAGGCGCUGCACGGGAUGUGCUCCCAGAUCGUGGCGGAGCGCGCGGCAGCCGGCAGCGACCCUUCACCGAGCGGCGCCGCUCUGCGGCCCAUCUCCGCGGCCACGUGGCCCCUGCGUACAGCGGAUCCCCGGGACGCCGUAGGGAGGCCGCCCCGGCGCUACGAGGCGUUGUACAUCGGCAGCCGGCCCGUGCCCAGGGCCAUGGGGAUGGACGUGCUGAACGCCGCCAUCGAGCAGCUGCUGGCGGGUCCCGGGCGGCACAGCUGGACGCCCGCACACGUCUGCGUGUCCGACACGGCCGUGCGGGUGCGGCGGGCGCAGGUGGGGCCGGGGCGGAACCGGGGGGGGCGCGGCGGGGUCGGAGCGGGGCCGGAGCGGCGGCCGCAGGACGAGGACGAGGCCGAGGCGCACGUGUGGCAGUGCGACGUGCGCUACGUCACCUUCCUCGGCGUGGGCCGCGACGCUCACACCUUCGCGCUGAUCGCCGACACCGGGCGGCGCUUCCAGUGCGCGGCGUUCUGGUGCGAGCCCGACGCGGGCACCAUCUCGGAGGCGGUGCAGACGGCCUGCAUGGUUCAGUACCAGAAGUGCCUCGUGGCCGCCGCGCCGGGGCCGAAGGCGAAACGCGUGGCCGCCGGGGGAGCGAAGGCGGGAGGAGGCGGCGGCGCGGCGGGAGCCGGUCCGAGGAAGCGCGGGGUGCUGUCGCUGCUGGAGACGUUCCGCCAGCGCCACGCGCUGCUGCACCUGCCCUGACGGGGCGCUGCGGGGCUCGACCGGCCCGUCCGCCAAUAAAGCUCCGCACUCGG